Lodderomyces margitis is the source of this 2814-nucleotide messenger RNA. It is a transcript of the gene RRN11, whose product is annotated as Rrn11p. The record is from RefSeq and is a predicted model, not a curated record. The transcript has a single exon. Gene Ontology annotation, molecular function: RNA polymerase I core promoter sequence-specific DNA binding; TBP-class protein binding; RNA polymerase I general transcription initiation factor activity. Gene Ontology annotation, cellular component: RNA polymerase I core factor complex. Gene Ontology annotation, biological process: transcription initiation at RNA polymerase I promoter; nucleolar large rRNA transcription by RNA polymerase I. NCBI's taxonomy places the organism in Eukaryota, Fungi, Ascomycota, Pichiomycetes, Serinales, Debaryomycetaceae. Bases 1 to 2814 code for a protein of 937 amino acids.
AUGAUAUUUGAAGAUAUAACUGACACUGAUCACAAACUACGACGGACCAAGCGCAAUAAAACCCAAUUAAUAUCAAAAUAUGUAGAGUUAAAGAGAUUAGACAGCAUUUACCAACAGUCCACGAGCGUGAGGAAGCGGAAGCUACGGCACCCUGAAGUUAAAAGAUAUGUAUUGAAGUUGAUACAUGAGGAGAUGAAGCAGCGAAUGAAGCCGGAAGAGACAUUUGAGGUGUGGCACAAGUUCAUCAGGGGAGAGGAGAGGAAAUCAAAACAGAAAGGAAGAAAGAAAACAAAGCCUGCAGUAGCAGGAUACGACCAAUUGCAAUUCGGAAACGAUACACUAGUCCUGAAAGUAUAUGAGUUUUUAGACAUGAUGGUGCCAGACAGUACGAUUGAAAAUGAAUCCGACUUGGACUUGCAGAUGGAUGGCAUUGAUGAUGGUGACGACGAUGAUGAUUACGAUGAGUACGAUAUUGUAUCCACUACAAAGCUUGACCAAAUAACCAAGGAGUUUGAUAUUCAAAAUACAUCAACAAAGACCCAGUUCAUUAUUGAAUCUAGUGGAAUGGAGGUUAUGCCGAGCCAAAGCGUUAGCACGUCUCAGUCCAUUAUCAAUAAACAUGUCAAUAAUCUCAACUCCUUGUUACAUGCCAACAUCCUACGGCAAAACUGGGAAUUGUCGUACAAAUUAUUUUGCAUUAUAGUUAGGUUCCCAAUGGUCGACAUACGGCAGCUUUGGCCACUUGGUAUUGAAAUAUUAACCCAACUAGCCACAAUGAAAAACCCGUUGCCGGCAACGGUGAAAAUAACCAAGUUUUUCAAUUAUUUGAACUCAUUUUUUACCAUCGGCUACAGAAACACAAUCUCCAUAGAAAGAAGUGAUAGGCUGUCGAUUGCACCAGCAUGGAGAUCAGGGACGAGGUCACUAACUCCCUUGUACUUGAUCACUUCGCUUUGGCAUUUAUUUGUGCACCAAGAAUAUGAGCAGACAUUGAACAAGAUUUUGGAAUUGAUUUUAGAGCCGCCAUACCAUAAAGAAGGUGUCUUGUUUUUCAUUGUGGCGUUGUGCUACUUGUGUCAAUGCUGUUCAAUAGUAAAUCACUUUGCUUUGCAGCCUGACUUGGAAAGGUUCAAUGAGACAGGAGCAACAUACAGAUCGCCGAAAGAGUGUCUUAAUUUACUCAAUGUCAAUUGGUCUAAAAUUGAACUAAAUGUGAACAAGUGUAAGGAAUUUGAUUUCGAGGUACCAGUUACUGAAUUGAAACUGCAAUGGGAUUCAAUUAUGGAUAAGUUUUAUGAGAUUAGAAAGCUGACAGAAAAGGGAAAACCAGAGGCAAAUACUACGACUGUGGCUGACUCCAUUGCUGAAACAGGAGAAGAGGACGAUUCGAUCCAAAUUGAAUCUGACAAUGAGAUCUUACCACCCCUUGAUACCUCGACUCAAAACAAAGGCUUAAAAAAUUUGGACUAUGAUUUUGAGAAUGUUGAGACCACACUUGAUAACAAUGACAAUGAUGACAUGGAAGAUGAUUGGUCUCAGAUACAGUCAGAUUCUGAUGGGGAGGUGUAUCCCAAGGAGGAAUUGCGUGAUACAGUGAUUGACGGUGAUGAAUGGGGUGCCAUUGGUUCGAAUUCGGAAGAGGAAACCCCUGAAGCGCCUCUGGGUGUGUACACAGAAAAUGGUAAGGCUUUGUACAAUGAGACUCCAACACAACAUGACAGUGCCCUUUUAAGUAAUGAAGAUACAAGACGUAUCCAACCAGGCAAUGAGGUAAAAAAUAUCAACACAGAAGCUCCAAAUGUAGAGGAAGACGACGACUGGGAUGAUAUAGAGUCAGACCAUGAGGAGAUAGAUAUGAGAAACCUUCACGACAAUGGCUCUGUAGAGCGUGAUGUUGAUGAACACUUAGAUGGUAGGGAGGGGUCUGUUCAGAGCAUUGACGAAAGGAAUAGAGUCAUUGAUCUGAUAAAACAAGUGGACGAUUCGCUGAUCGUUACAGAAGAAGGAGAGGAUCAGGAAAACUAUAAAUGGAGACGCUCACAAUCUGAUGGUUUUGAGACAAAUCUGAACUCAGGUGCACUAGAUUUGGGCCAAAAGCCUUCGCACAGAAAUGAAGUUGAAAUUGACUUUUUGCUUGACAACCACACUUUACACGGGCUGAGAAGAAAGCCAAUUUCAAGGGAGAUUGAUUUCGAAUUAGAAUGGUCUCUGAUGGAAGACAAUGACGGAUUGAUGAAAUCAAAUCCUACAAGCCCUAUAAAGGACCGCGUUGAAAGAACUACACCUGAUGGUGAAAAAAGAACAAGCAAUGCUUUUCCAGAAUCAAGUGUACAAGAUGGACAAAGCCGAGCUGAUAAUGAUUGGGAAAUGGAAUGGUCGCAAAUUGACGAUGAUGUAUUAUCGCUGGAAGAUGACCAUAUGACAACUAUCAUGGAAGUUAAUGGAGAUGAUGCCAAGCAAGAAGCUGAAGAAGCACGCAGUUCAAGUCUCAGAUAUGUUCCAUCGUUUGAUCUGCAACCAAUCAGUAGUUCCUAUUCGAACGAUAACGCACUAAGCGCCGAUAUUUCUUCGCUUUCAACAACUUCUCAGACUACUGCUGACGAAAGUAUUGAAGACUCCCCCUUUAGUAGUUUUGACUAUAGAAGAAACAGUUUUGAAUUGCACCAAAAGAGGCUUGAACUGGACACAACUUCAAACUUGAGAAAGAAGUCGAAAUCAAGUAAGGAAAGAAGAAAGCUGAAGAAUAGACGACACGAAAAGGUUAAGAAACCACUGCAUCAUACCUUGGAAAAGCAUAAGAAUAAAAAACCAUAG